Messenger RNA from Lactuca virosa, 570 nucleotides. NCBI's taxonomy places the organism in Eukaryota, Viridiplantae, Streptophyta, Magnoliopsida, Asterales, Asteraceae. The record is from the annotation of a GenBank genome assembly.
AGAACAUCUCGCCACCAGAUUCCUCCUCCCUCAGUUCUCGAUCAAUCUUCGUCGGAGAAAAAUUAUGGCCGGAAACGUUGAGGUUUUGCCGAAAGAGUACGGCUACAUCGUUUUCACCAUCAUUGCCUACGGUUUCGUCAACCUGUAUAUGCAGAUUCAAGUCGGCAAGGCUCGAAAGAAGUAUAAAGUGUGGUUCCCAACACUCUACGCCACCGAAGCUGAUACCAAGGAUUACAAAAUCUUCAACUGUAUUCAGAGAGGGCAUCAGAACUCGCUUGAGUCUGUACCGAUCUUCUUUGUUUUUAUGGUUUUGGGAGGGAUUCAACACCCACUUAUAUGCUCGGCUCUGGGAUUAGUUUACUCAGUCAGCCGAUUUUUCUAUUUCACCGGUUAUUCCUCCGGUAAUCCUAAGAGACGUAUGCCAAUUGGGAAAUACAACAGUGUUGCAUUGGUGGGGCUUCUGUUAGCUAAUAUUUCGUUCGGGGUGAAUCUUAUCAGGGCAUAAAUCAUAAGAAUCGUCAAGAAAACCAUGUCCUUUUGACGCUUUGUUUUGGUAUUAAUGUUCAUAGG